CUCCUGAUUGCACAUCCCUUGAGUUGAAGUUCGAAAGAUCCUUCAACAUCUGGUUCUUACAAGGUUAUCUUCGGUGAGCCGUGGCCCCGUUGUCGGAGAGCUCAGCGUACUCGAAACAAAAGGCUAAUGAGUCUGAAGGGAAGUGGGGGGAUUUGUGUGCACCUGAGGUGCGUGUUCCAAGUGCAUCUCCGCAUGUUCACGAUGACUGCGAAGCAUUAGACAAGGGGAUGUGGGAGCUAAGCGCUAAGCUGCCGUGAGCGCUCUCCAUGAACCGACUCUAGUAAUCCAACCUCUCCAAAUCAUCGGCCCGUUUGGAGUUGGAGACCAAGAAGAGGUUGAAGAGGGGUCAUGAGGAGAGUGGGUUUCCGUUGUGGGCACGGACUCCUAUGCGGAAGGUUGAGGCGGAGGCGAGGGUGGAAAGAGUCCGAUGGCAGAGGAAAAUGAAUGAGAAAGCUGGAACAAAAUUUACAACGACGUGACUGACUGUCUGCGGGACUAGACUCCUUGAUACUUCUGGUUGGUGAGGCUACACCUAUGUCAAAGAGAUAUAAGAGAGCAGCCGAAGAACCUGCGAUGGACCGCAAAUGCCAAGGAAUCUCAUGGAUUUCGCCCGCGCCCUCGUCACGGAGCCUCACGGUCUGGAAUUCCCGUACCUGGAUCAUAUAUCCUCUGCUCCUCCCAAGCCGCAGUAACAGUCGGGAGAUACCAUACCGUUGUGCGACAUCGCGCAUCUUGAAAGAAAAAAUAUUAUGCUUGCGCAGUAGACCUGUGAUGUGGUGCUGGGUACGACGUUGAGGGUAUAAAGGCGUCGUUGAGAAUCUCAGUCAAAUGGCCAUUACUCGCGUCUUCACUCUCAUCGCUGUUUCUAUUGCCGCUGCUCACCUUGCUUGUGCAGCCGUUAUUCCUACACCGGUCCCUUCCGGAAGCCCCACGGAUUGCCCAAUGUCGUUCUCCAAGCCAUCAAGGUCAGGGGCCGCGCCAGCACCAACCGAUAUUCCACAGGAUGGCAAUGCGUACAACAUUUCUGCGGGACCUUUGAGGUGUCCGCCCUCUUUCUCUGCGAGUGGUCUACCAGAUGCGCGCCCCUCCGGUCUCCCGCCUGUUGAAUCUGCUGCUGGGUCGGCGCCGACCGACAUGCCAGGGGAUGCUUCUGACAAAUCCUCAGCGCCCUCUCAAUCUGACAUUCCAGCAACGAACACGUCGUCCUACCCUUCCGGAGCAUCUCCUGAUAGCCCGGCGCCCACCCAGCUCCCCAGGGAAUACCUAGAAUCCCUUUCCCAAUUUCCCGAUUUCCCUUCGACCAGAUCAUCGGACGGCGCGACGCCGACAGAUAUCCCACAAAAUGGAGCAAUGCCAAGUGGAUCUGGUAACGCCCCACCUUCAUUCUCUCAAGGUUCUACUCCAUCAGCGUGCCCAUCUUACUUGCCUUCCGCUGCGCCCAGUGAUGGCGCGGUACCCAGUGACUUACCAGCCUCCAAUUUUUCUUCUGGGUCGCUUUCACAAGGGUGCCCGCCCGACUUUCCCUCCUCUGCCUUCCCCUCUGGGGGCCCAGCUCCAACUGAUGCCGCAUAA
This is a messenger RNA of Laccaria bicolor S238N-H82, 1572 nucleotides long. RefSeq lists its product as uncharacterized. Bases 829 to 1572 code for a protein of 247 amino acids. The transcript is spliced from 10 exons. The record is from RefSeq and is a predicted model, not a curated record. Lineage: Eukaryota; Fungi; Basidiomycota; Agaricomycetes; Agaricales; Hydnangiaceae.